Heterotrigona itama is the source of this 302-nucleotide messenger RNA. The record is from the annotation of a GenBank genome assembly. Lineage: Eukaryota; Metazoa; Arthropoda; Insecta; Hymenoptera; Apidae.
AUGGGACACGACAGGACGUCCCAUCCUUGGGAAGAGGGAUUUUCACCCCGUGGCGGAAAUGCCACGCUCGACGGUGCAACUUCGGACGGUGUUUCGUCGUCGUUGUCGCGAGCAGCACAGUUGUGUAGUCGAGCGAAACUGCGAGCUGACGUCUCGGGUUAAGUGCCGUAUCUUGCACUGUCUAUCGUUGAAUCAAUUUGUGUUUUUCCUGCUCGGAGAACUUUGCCUAUCUUUGAUCCGAAUGUAAAAUAGAAAUAAAUUUCAUGUCAGUCAAGUCGAUUGAAACGCCGAAAUCGAACUGA